CAGGGAGAGCCCUCACUUUCCUGCUAGCAACACUGUCCUCAGAACAUCCACAAUGGCAUUCAAUGGAACCUGGCAGGUCUAUGCUCAGGAGAAUGUGGAAGAGUUUAUGAAAGCCCUUGGGUUCUCAGACGACGUGAUCAAAGUCGGCAAAGAUGUUAAGCCCAUUGUUGAAAUACAACAAAAAGGAGACAACUUUGUUGUGACAUCAAAAACACCCAAGAAAUCUGUAACUAACUCAUUCACACUUGGAAAAGAGGCUGACAUCACUACAAUGGAUGGCAGAAAGCUCAAGUGUACUGUGAACAUGGUCAACGGGAAACUUGUGUGCAAAUCAGAAAAAUUCUCCCACGAGCAAGAAGUUAAAGGAAGUGAAAUGGUGGAGACUAUGACGUUUGGUGGAGUAACACUUGUCAGAAGAAGCAAGAAAAUUUAAGCACAGACUCCCUUCUUUGUGUCAUCUUUGCAUACCUAAAAUAAACUGCAGUUUCCACAGUC
Molecule: messenger RNA, 495 nt
Organism: Apus apus (common swift)
Lineage: Eukaryota; Metazoa; Chordata; Aves; Apodiformes; Apodidae
Product: fatty acid-binding protein, liver-like
Exons: 4
Coding region: 53-433 (126 amino acids)
Biological process (GO): fatty acid transport
Cellular component (GO): nucleus; cytosol
Molecular function (GO): fatty acid binding
Source: RefSeq, a predicted model, not a curated record